CGAGCUCGCGCAAACAGACGCACCAGAGAGAGAAGUGUACCUACAGGUCGGACCAGCUCCACAGUGGAGUUCUGUCUUCUGGGAAAACAUGUGGCUUCGUGUGUGGGAGUUCACUUUAUUUUAACAAAAAAAACUAAAGAGACAUUUUAACAAAACAAAAUAAAGAAAAAGGAGAGGAUUCGUUUCAAAGGAAAGUUCCGAGGAGACGCUUCUCAAACCUGCAGGUCUGAUGCUUCCUGCCACCACCAUGGAAACAGAGGCCAGUCACAUGCUGGAGGCGGCGCUGGAGCAGAUGGACGACAUCAUCGCAGGUUCCAAAGCAGCAGCCAUGGAGUUCUCCAGCACCGUGUAUGAGCUGGGCUCGCCGGUCAGCGCCGGUCCGAUCCAGGUGGUCCAGUUGGCCGAGGAGCUCAGACUCGCUCUGGAGCUUCAGGCCAACCAGGAGGAGAGAGACGGCCUCAGAGCUCAGCUGCCCCCAGAAACGGCUCAGGCUCUCAUCGACUGGCUGCAGAGGGGAACUGUGAGUGAGCGUCCUGACGGACCAGGUAGAGGCACAAGGUGAGAAGAUCCGAGACUUGGAGAGCUCUUUGGAGGAGCACCGACAGAAACUGGUCUCCACGGAGGAAAUGCUUCAACAGGAACUGAUGAGCAGGACCUCUCUGGAGACUCAGAAGUUGGAUCUGAUUGAUGAAGUGUCCUGCCUGAAGCUAAAGCUGGUCAGCAUGGAGGAGAAUCGCACUGGCAACCSUCCUCAGGAUCCCACGGAGACACAAAACAAUAAAGCUGAGUGUGUGGUAAACCUCAUCAGUGAGCUCCAGGAGCAGAUGUGCAAGUUUCAGGAAGAGAUCAGCACUCGCAUCCAGGAGAAACGAGCACUGGAGGAGAAGGAGACCCAGGAGCCCGGAGGCCAACCGGCCCAGGGCUGCAGUCCUCCUGCGGGGUCAGACCUGAGCCCGUCUGGCUCCGAAUCCUGGAAACACAAAGGAGAACAGACCGUUCACGAUUUGGUCCAGGAAGUAAAGCAGCUGAAGAGCAAAGUGGAGGAGCUGGAGGGAGAAAAGAGCCAGUAUGAGAGGAAACUUCGAGCCACCAAGGCGGAAAUCUCAGAGCUGCAGCACCUCCUGGCCUCCAAAGACUCGGAGAUCGAGAGCCUGCAGACCCAGCUGCUGUCCAGAGGCGGCGGCGCCAACGAGAGCGCGGAGAGAGAGGAGGUGUAUAUCAGGCAGCUGAUUCAAAAAUACCAGGAGUACCAACGGUUAAAGGUUGGAAUGGAGUCUUUGUUAGCUUCAAAUGAUGAAAAGGAUCGCCGUAUAGAAGAGCUGACCCUGCUGCUCGGUCAGUACAGAAAAACCCGGGAGGUUCUGGCUCUGACACACGGGAGCAGUGAAGAGGAGCUGAGUGGAAGUCUAAAGCUUAAAGCCAUCACACACAAAGCCCAUUCGGACAUCAUCAGAUCAGAGAUGUCAUCAAGAGGAUCUUCUCCGCUCAUGCUGUCCUCAUCUCCUUAUCAAAGAGAAAUGGAUUUAAGUUUUCAGAACUGUGUGGACUCGUCGCUGCUGACCGCCGGCGACACGAGUUUCCUAAACGGAUCGUCAUUGCACCGGCGCAGGUUGUUGUCCAGCAGCCUUGAGGAGCUGCAGAGUGGAUCUUUACAAAAGGCUGUUGAGAUCCAGCCAGUUGAAACAGAAUCAGACGUAGGGGCAGAGAGUCCCCAAAUGGAGCUGAGCAAGUACCAAACUCUGCCGGGGAAACUGAGCAAAAAGAAGAGGCAGAAGGACGAGCUGAACGGCCUCGGAGGGACGAACACCGAAUAUUUGUCUCCCGUCCACCUGUCUCCGGCUCACAACCAGGACUACAGCCUGAACCAUUCAGGGAAACUGGAGGAGUACAUCCUGUCGGAUCAGUCCCCGCUGUCCUCUGGAGUGGACUCUGGACAGCAGUCUCCCGUCUCACCAGAGAAAAGAAAAGGCCAACGAGGCAUUAUGAAAAUCUGGGGGAAGAUCCGUCGCAGUCAGUCAGGCAGUCCCGUCCAGGUUCACGACCCAGAGCUAGGGGACUUCAAGAGGGGGGGCUUCAGAGCCACGGCUGGCCCACGUCUGGCCCGUUCAGCAAAAACACGAGAUCUAAAGUUGCCGUUUUCUAAGUGGAGCACAGAUCAGGUGUGUGACUGGCUGGAGGACAUCGGACUCGGCCAAUAUGGCUUCCUCGCUCGGAACUGGGUGAGCAGCGGUCAGACGAUGCUGUCAGCCAGCCCGCACGACCUGGAGAAGGAACUGGCCAUGAAGAAUCCACUCCACAGGAAGAAGCUCCAACUCUCCAUGAAGAACGUCAGCAGCAAACAGCCAGAGAAAUCUGCAGAGUUGGAUUACGUCUGGGUCACUCGUUGGCUCGAUGACAUCGGCCUUCCUCAGUACAAAGACCAGUUUAACGAUGGGAGAGUCGAUGGACAGAUGCUGCAGUACCUCACUGUGAACGACUUGUUGUUCCUCAAAGUGACCAGCCAGCUGCACCACCUCAGCAUCAAAUGUGCCAUCCAUGUCCUCCAUGUCAACAAGUUCAACCCAAACUGCCUCAAACGCAGACCCAGCAACGAGAACCAGUUCACUCCCAAUGAGGUGGUCCAGUGGUCCAACCACCGCGUCAUGGAGUGGCUCCGAUCUGUGGACCUGGCCGAGUACGCUCCUAACCUGAGGGGCAGCGGUGUGCACGGAGGACUGAUAAUGCUGGAGCCUCGGUUUAACUCGGACACGCUGGCUAUGUUGCUGAACAUCUCUCCUCAAAAAACCCUCCUGAGGCGCCACCUGAACACCAACUUCAACAACCUGGUGGGUGCACAGGCUCAGCAGGAGAAGAGGGAAUACAUCGAGGGGGCAGGAUAUUCCCCGCUCAGCAUCACCGCUAAAGUCAAACCAAAGAAGCUGGGCUUCUCCAACCUGACCCACCUCAGGAGGAGACGACCCGACGAGUCCACGGACUACGUCUGUCCCAUCGAGUCGUCCCCGCCCGAGUCCGGACAGUCGGCGCCAAACGGGAUACAGGCGCGUCCGUUUGUCGGCUUCAGGGGUCUGAGCCCCAUCCUGGACCGGGAGCCCACCAGGGACCAGGUGGGGCACGAGGAGACUAAAGCCGACACGAUUCCAUGAUGACGUGUCAAAAACCACGAACGGCUAAGCUUUCCAUGAGCCAGUCAGAUGCUGCAGUUUGGCUUCUAUUGCUUGCAGCCCCCUGAUACCUUAACCAGACCCCCUCCCUGCUCCUUUAAACCCCGCCCAUCAGCCCCACCUGUGCCUUACUCCCCCCCUCCCCCGAUGCACUGCAGGGUGCUCUGAGACGUCGUGGAUUAUACACACUUGAAGUGUUUUGUUAUUUUGCGGUGCGAUGCCUCACUAACCUCAGACCUGUGCCAAGAACUCAGCCACACCUUCAACCUUCUCUGAGUCGAACCUGUGCAAUAUUUGCAUCAUUUUAUUUAUUAUUUAUGACACUACAAGGUUAACCAGGAUGAAUCAUGUUUUGUAUGACACUUGAGUUGUUGUUUUUAAAUAAUUUUCAUAAUUAACUGUAAUAGUAUUUUUAUAGCAUUGCAAAUUUGCAGAACAUAUCAUGUAAAUGUUGAGAUUUAUAAAAAUCAUUUAAUAAACUAAA
Austrofundulus limnaeus is the source of this 3645-nucleotide messenger RNA. RefSeq names its product PPFIA binding protein 2b (gene ppfibp2b). The record is from RefSeq and is a predicted model, not a curated record. Lineage: Eukaryota; Metazoa; Chordata; Actinopteri; Cyprinodontiformes; Rivulidae. Gene Ontology annotation, biological process: neuromuscular junction development. Gene Ontology annotation, cellular component: presynaptic active zone. Gene Ontology annotation, molecular function: protein binding.